Molecule: messenger RNA, 865 nt
Organism: Brassica oleracea var. oleracea
Lineage: Eukaryota; Viridiplantae; Streptophyta; Magnoliopsida; Brassicales; Brassicaceae
Product: NAC domain-containing protein 37-like
Exons: 3
Coding region: 2-865 (287 amino acids)
Biological process (GO): regulation of DNA-templated transcription
Molecular function (GO): DNA binding
Source: RefSeq, a predicted model, not a curated record
AAUGGAAUCUUGUAGCGUUCCUCCGGGAUUUAGGUUCCAUCCGACGGACGAAGAGCUUGUCGGGUACUAUCUAAGGAAGAAAGUGGCAUCGCAAAAGAUCAAUCUCGAUGUCACUAGAGACAUCGAUCUCUACAAAAUUGAACCAUGGGAUCUACAAGAGCAAUGCCGUAUCGGGUAUGAAGAACAAAAUGAAUGGUACUUUUUUAGUCACAAGGACAAGAAAUAUCCUACGGGGACAAGAACUAACAGAGCGACCAUGGCUGGAUUUUGGAAAGCCACGGGAAGAGAUAAAGCUGUUUAUGACAAAACAAAACUAAUUGGGAUGAGGAAAACCCUUGUGUUCUACAAAGGACGUGCUCCUAAUGGCAAGAAAUCUUAUUGGAUCAUACAUGAAUAUCGGCUCGAGUCAGAUGAGAAUGCACCUGCGCAGCCGUAUCAUCAAUUUAUUCAGCUCCCGCAGCUCCAAAGCCCUUCUUCUCUUCCGGUCAUGAAAAGGCCAUCGAGCUCGAUGUCCAUAUUAUCAAUGGACAACAAUAAUAACUACUUAACCUCAUUGGAUAAUGAAGCAAGCUUCGAUUCAUUAAUAAGCGGAGAGAAUAAGAAGAAAAAGACGAAGCAAGUAAUGAUGACGGGAGAUUGGCUAGAACUAGAAAAAUUUGUUGCUUCCCAACUUAUGAGCCAAGAAGAUCAUGGAGCUUCAGAUUUAAUUGGUCAUCAUAUGAAGCAUGAAGAAAUGGAGAUGGACUCGUCCAUGUUGAACGAGAGAGAAGAAGAGAACAGGUUCACUAGUCAGUUCUUGAAUCAUGACUGUAUGAAUUGUGAAGGAACUCUGGGGUUUAAUUAUAGUUUUAGAGAUGAUCAUUAA